Molecule: messenger RNA, 1288 nt
Organism: Megalopta genalis
Lineage: Eukaryota; Metazoa; Arthropoda; Insecta; Hymenoptera; Halictidae
Gene: aay
Product: phosphoserine phosphatase
Biological process (GO): dephosphorylation; L-serine biosynthetic process
Cellular component (GO): cytoplasm
Molecular function (GO): L-phosphoserine phosphatase activity; magnesium ion binding
Source: RefSeq, a predicted model, not a curated record
ACUGACACAGCUUAGAAUCCGUCUGCGAUCCUAAGUCUGUGAUACUGGUAUCGCAUACUGUUGUACAUGAUAGCGGCAAUACCUACAGACGGCAAGACCAAAAGUUCCAGUUUAACGGUGCCGUUUCGUCGAAUUAUCACAAUUAUCAAUUGUUCCACACGGGUUUCGACCGACGCGGUUAAAAAGAUCGAUAUUCUCGGGCAACCUGUUGGUGUGAAUCUUAGUAGAUGGCAAAUUUGGAGAAGCUGAAGUUGAUAUGGAAGCAGGCGGACGCAGUUACUUUCGAUGUUGAUUCCACUCUAAUCCAGGAGGAAGGAAUCGACGAACUCGCAAAAUUUUGCGGAAAAGGAGAGGAGGUUGCUGCUUUGACGAAACGGGCAAUGCAGGGACAUACUACGUUUCGACAAUCUCUGACAAAUCGAUUAAACAUCAUAAAUCCCAGUUUGACUCAAAUAGAGCAGUUUUUGUCGUCGCAUCCGCCGAAACUCUCGCCUGGCAUUGAAGCUCUGGUAACAGCCCUUCGAGCGCAUAAAAAACAAGUGUUUCUAAUUUCUGGUGGCUUUCGUUGUUUAAUCGCGCCAGUUGCGACAGCGCUUGCUAUUCCAUUAGAAAAUGUGUUUGCAAAUAGACUAAAAUUCUAUUACACGGGAGAAUAUGCUGGAUUUGAUGAGAAUCAACCCACUGUGGAAAAUGGUGGGAAAGCAAAAGUAAUCCAGUAUCUAAAAAAUGAAAGGGGCCUUAAGUCUGUAGUUCACAUUGGAGAUGGAGCAACAGAUUUAGAAACUGCUCCAGUAGCAGAUUUAUUUGUAGGAUAUGGAGGAGUUGUGGUGAGAGAGAGUGUACAAUCAGGGUCUCCAUGGUACAUUACCAGUUUUGACCAACUUCUGAAUGCUUUAUAAAAGCAUACAAUAUAACAUUUUCAUAGAAACAUUUGUCUUGUACAUCAGUAAAAUCCAUGACUCCUUUAUUGCAAUUUACUUCAAGUUAGUAGCGUUCAUGUCGAUUAAACGAGCAGGAAACAUUAUAAAGUGUAUCUUCUUUACAUGUAUCAUGUAGUAACAACGUUGUUAUAGUUCUAUGUUGUCUUACAUAAAGAUCGUUACAUAAUUGUAUUCUGUUACAGAAUACGAUUUAUCGUACUAACCGCAACGUUAAAAUUCUAUAUAAUGGCUCUAAUUAUAAAACGACACUGACAUUUCUACAUACUUAUCAGAAGUAUUGGUAUACAAAAACAUAUGCUCCGUAUGUGCCACGAAACAAAUCUAUUUAAAACAACAGGUAUAACACA